CGCCGUGCUUUGCGAGCUCCUACUGCGAGUGUCCCCGGACGCCGCGCCAUGUGGACUCUGGAAGACGACAAGAUCCUGAUGGAUGUCCUUCUAGAGGCCGGAUCCAGAGGGGAGGCAUACGGUUCUCCACGCGACAUUGUCUGGAAACGGGCUGCUAUCAAGGUCAACGCUGAGAGUACCAAAAAGUACGGUGCCACGAAGACCGUAGUAAGGUGCUUUGGCCACUUCCGCGCGCUCCAGAAAAGAUUCUUAGAUUUUUGUUGUUUGAUGAACCAGCCGGGUAUGGGGUGGGACGACGAAAAGAAGAUGCUCGUCAUUCCGGAUGACAAGUGGGAAGAGAUAGUCCUGGCUAAUGGACAAUACAAAACGUAUCGUAGCAAACCCUGGCCCUUAUUUGAAGAGAUGAAAGUGCUUUGCGACAUGAGUUGCCUCGAAGAUGUUGCAGAUCAGCAAUCUCCGCCCGCUGCGCUGCAUACUGAGGCUGAAUACGAAUCAUCAGCCUCCCCUACUCCAGAAUACGAUGAAGAGGACGAGUCGUGGCUUGACGACGACGGCUCAUACAGCACUCGGACACCGUCUGCCUCGGCAUCUGGCCUCGCACUACCCCAACAUACCGUGAAGAACCAGCGCAAGCGCUCGGCCAGCCCAGACCGCACGUCCCGGAAGCGUCCGCGAGGCACCGAGAACAAUGCAGCCGCUUCAUCUGAUUUUCCGCCAGUGUCGCCAACCAUGGCUAGGUCUAUAUCUGAGAACGCACAUAUGGGCCCAGCUCGUGCUCAAAGGGUCACAUCCCCGGUUGAUGGCGAGCAUACCCAUGUACGUUCGAACCUGUCAGCCGCAGAGCGUCGCGCCAAGGCCAUACGCCUUAUGGAGAACGACAACGAAUACUCGGACAGUGAGCAGGUGGCUAUUAUCGAGUUGUUCGAACGAAGCCCUGCUGUUGUGGAUUCCUUUCUGGCUAUUUCAAAGAAGCAUACUCGUAUACUCUAUGUCCGUCAUGCACUUUCAAAUCACGCUCGCGAUUCCUCGCUUCAUGCCAACUCAUGUACUAUUAUGUAGUCCUCCUGCAUGCUGUUAUGAAAUGU
Molecule: messenger RNA, 1085 nt
Organism: Phanerochaete carnosa HHB-10118-sp
Lineage: Eukaryota; Fungi; Basidiomycota; Agaricomycetes; Polyporales; Phanerochaetaceae
Exons: 4
Coding region: 421-1059 (212 amino acids)
Source: RefSeq, a predicted model, not a curated record